CGAUAUGUCAAAAAUAAGAGAAGAAAACUCCUAUCUAAAGAAGGCUUUGAAGAGUUAAAGAAAACAGCAGAGUGGCAUGACAAAGAUAUUGAAGCACUUAAGGCAGAGAACGUUACUUUAAGAAGCGAGGUAAAGGACCAGGGCGAGUCAGUUAAAAGUCAAUCAAAUCAAAUCAGUGCACUAGAGCAAGCCCUAGAUGAUCUGGAACAGUACACGCGUAAAUUCAACCUAGAAAUUCAUGGAAUACCGGAGAAGAAAAACGAAGAUCUUGAUAUUAUAGUGGAAGACCUAGCUAAGGCUAUCGGCGUGGAGAGCUUUGAAUAUGGCGAUAUCGACAUAGUACACCGCCUGGAAUCUAAAUUUAAACCAAGACCUGUUAUUGUCAGAUUCCAGAAUUACGACGACAAAMGAAACAUUUACGAAGCGAGAAGAAAAUUGAAAUAUUACAAGAAAGAUGAAGAGAAAUUAAAUGGCGCCGAGAGAAUCUUUAUAAACGAAAAUUUAACCACAGUCCGCAAGAUCCUUUACGCACAGACAAGAAAAAGAGCAAAACAGAACCAUUGGUAUUCUACGUGGACAAAUGACGGCAAAAUCUUUGUCAGGAAAAGGAAAGGAGAAAAGGCUGCCAAAAUAACCAAAGAAUCGGACUUGGAGGAUCUUUAUAGCUGA
Exaiptasia diaphana is the source of this 669-nucleotide messenger RNA. RefSeq lists its product as uncharacterized. Gene Ontology annotation, cellular component: ribonucleoprotein complex. Lineage: Eukaryota; Metazoa; Cnidaria; Anthozoa; Actiniaria; Aiptasiidae. The transcript has a single exon. Gene Ontology annotation, biological process: retrotransposition. The record is from RefSeq and is a predicted model, not a curated record. The annotation marks the transcript as partial. Gene Ontology annotation, molecular function: single-stranded RNA binding.